UCUCAGGUUUUUGAAGUUUUAGCAAUGUGUCAGUCAAAUAUUUUAUUUCUAAUUUUAAUUGCAACCAUGUAUACCCGCUAAAUUUAAAAUUUUAUUUUUAUCAAUAACACAAUUUACGAAUGCAUUGAGUAUUUUUUCACCAGAGCAAAUUAUUCAUUAAAUCAACUUAGCGUUUCAGUGAUCGGAAAGAAGUAACCAUCUUGCUAAUAAUUUAUAUUUGUGGAAGUUCUCGUACAUGCAUUUUAUUAUUCCAUUUUAUUCAUCUUCUGAAGGAAACUAUGAUAUAGCAGGAGCUUAUUUGUGCAAUGCAGGAAGUGAUGGAUUUGUGAAACAGUUAUGAGUCUGUGGAGUGAAUUGUGAAUUCACAAAUCCAUAAAGGUGUCAUAAAUGGAGGAUUCCUGCAUCGUUAACUGAAAGCUGUGCCUGAAUGCUCAGAAAGGCUGUCAUUAGUUCAUUCAUCUGUAUAUAGGAUGCCUGGUGAAGGAGAAGAGGCUGUUGACAAUGAUAUAGAUCCAGAUACUCAGCAAACUACUCUUUCCAAAACUCGUUCUCAUUUGCCAAGAGCUGCUUCUUCGAAAGAAACUACUGAAGUUACAGAAAAUGAUGUUGCUACUAGUGCUACUACAGAAAAAAAGUUAAAUAAUAACCAGAGGUGUAGUAAUCGACUCACUAAACGCCUGAAAAGAGACUCUAGUCCUGUAGAUACAGUUACAAAGAAAUCUGUCUCUGUUAAACAACCUGAACCUUCUGUAGAAUCAAAAACACGACGACCAUGGGAGUUGUGGAGUGUUGAAGAUAAAAAUGCCUUUUUUGAAGCCCUCUGUGAAUAUGGAAAGGACUUUGAGAGCAUCCAGACUUACAUAGCUCAGAGAGGCAAGAAAAAAGGUGUUGCAACUAAUAUGAUUAAAAAUAAGAAUCAAGUUCGACACUUUUAUUACAGAACUUGGCAUAAGAUUUCAAAAUAUUUGGACAUUAAUGAAUGUGUCAAAAAGCAAACACAAGAGCUGUAUGGAUUAAUAAAUUAUGCUGAAUUGAGAAAAAAGAUUGGCGGUUGUCUAAACGAGAAAAAUCGCCAAAAGCUUAAUGAGCUGGUUUUCAGUGGGGUUACAACUGUAAAACACAAGGGUAAAAAAUUAAGAAUCAAAACACCAGUCUGUAGAGCUUUGAAAAAAUUAAAUAAUGUUGCAGAUACCAAAGAGCCAGAAGCAGAAAAACUUCCAAAAGAAAUUGUAGUAGAAUUCAGACCACAUACAAAUAAUGCUUGGCUUCAUGUGCAAAAUUUAGCACAAAAUCCAAGAGUACGUACUAAAGUUUGCCUGCAAAAACGCUUAAGAUCUGUGAUAGAGUAUUUGCAACAGAGGUGGAAGCCAUACAGAUUAAAAAGAAAAGAACAAAUCUUAUCUAGUCUUCCAACUUCUUUUUCUGAAGAAUUGCCUUGUGAUAUUCCACCUAUAUUGCGUGUCAAACCGGCCAAAAAUGCAAAGAUCUAUCCGCUUACGCUGUCUGUAAUGGAUGUUGCUUCCAGCUCUGAUGUGUGCCUUGAAAAUUACAUGAAACUUUUUCAUAAUACUCUGUGUAAAGAAAAUACCAAAACAAAGAAACCUCUUUGUUUGAAUCAAAAAAUUCAGAAUGAUAAAUUAAAUGAGGGCUCUGAAAUUGUAUCAGAAAAGAAUGUUCCAAAUGCUGAUACCCUUCCUGAUCAUACUGAUCUUUGCAAUAAUUCUGACCUGCAGGAAUUGUGUUUUCGAACUGUAAAUAAAACUCUUGAUGAUCCAACUUACAUUAAUGUAUUAACUCCUCCAAAAUCAGUUCCUGAAGAAUGUCCUGAACCAAGUGUAAGUGAAGCACAGAGACCUAGAUCUUUUUCACCAAAAUUAGAUGUUACUAGCAAACGAAAUGCAUCUUCGUCAUCUGAUGAUGCUAUAGAAAAAGUUGAUGGGGUUCCUGAAUUGAAUUUUAGAACUUUUGAAAGUAAAUAUGGCAAAACAUUGGAAGAUCCUAAUAAGUGUAAGCUUUUAGCUCCUGAACCUGAAAUUAUGCAGGAUAACGAUUCCGACAGUACCAUGACUCUUGGUGAAUUUAUCAGUUUAAAAACACAGAAUGAUCGAUUUUCUCCUUUGCCUGUGCAAGAAAAAGAGAAAAGCUCAUCCGAAAAUUCAUUAGAAGUUACGAAAGAUGGUUGUUCUUCAAACGAAAGUGAUAGUAUUUAUUACAGGACUGUAAGGAAUGGUUGGACAGUGGAAGAAUCUGGUUUUUUAACAUUCGGUGAACUUUAUCUGUUGUUUGGAAAACCUGCUACAUUAGUUCUUGAAUAUGAAUUUGAACCAUCUGAUUGUGAAGAUCUCUUUGGAAUAUCACAGAGUACAUCUAGCAAGACGAAUGCAUUAAAUAAAGUCCUGGAAGUUGCUCUGAAUUACUUUAUGGAUACAAAAAAUAAGCAGUUACUUGCGAAACAAAAGGGAUCUUCCAAAUCUACAAAAGUGAAAACAUGCAGUGCAACAGAAAAAUCAACUAAAGAUGCCUUGCCAUUUUUGGAUUCUAGCUCAGAUGCGAAUCAUUCAACUAAAGGAACUGUUGUUCCAAAAGACAUUAUUUCCACAAAAACUCCUAUAAAUAUUUCUGAUAGUACUGUUUCUUCUGUUGACAAGCAUGUAUUUGCAAUGCCUGUUGGAACAGCUCCUCGAAAUGUAAAGCCUGCUGAUCAAACCUCAUUAAAAGAAGAAAUAGGGAAACUUUUGCCUGGUACCCGCAGAGGUUGUAGAGUUCGUCGAAAGCCACUUGUUGUCCAGAGACCUUUAUUGCCUCGAGAAGGCAUGCCAAGGCCCAUGACUGUAGUUCAUUUUGUGCCUUCCAUUUCAUCAUUAACUACUGUCAUACCUACGAAUUGUGCGCAGCCUGAAAACAAAAUUAAUAUACCUCCUCCUAAAAAAGUUGUACAAAUUCUUCAACCAGGUGCUCCUAUUGAUAUGCAUCCCAUUCAAGUUCCUAUAGUCAAACAAGUGCAUACAGAUUCUGGUCAGAAUUUGGUUUUUCAGCAGAGCCCCAUUCAAGCUUCCCGUGUUAUUGUAAAUUCCACUGUUGGAAAUUCAAUUCAGAUAAUUAGUGAUUCAAAAAUAUCAUUAGGUACUGUUAGUACACCGAAUGUCACAAGCUCUUCCAUUCAACCCAUUAAAGAGAAUCAGCCCAGCAUAGAAAAUAAUUCUUUAAUAUCUGAAAUUGAGUUGCCAUCACCUCCAAGUUUAGAUGCAUUGAAUCUGGGUAUUUUGAACGAAUCUCAAAAUAGCACCAUUACACCAGAUGACACAUUUGUUACCAUGCAACAAAUGGCCAUGUUAGAUACAUCGAAUAGCACAUUAUCAAACAUCACUCCUACCGUAGGAUCAUCGUUUUUAGAAGAAUUUGGUAUUUCUAAUAAAAGUAAAUUGUAUGAUCCAUCUCCAAACCCAACAAAUUUUGGUGAGGAUCAGCUUUCUACAUUAAAGCGAAACACUCCACCAGGUAGCCCUAACCAUCAGCCUUUCAGAGUAAAUUCGCCUGAAAUUCAGUGGUUCAAUGGUGAAAGUACUGAAUUAUCUCUUAAUACAUUCUUAAAUUCAGUGGAAUCGCCUACUAAGUUGACAUGUGCAUCAACAUCAAAUGUCUCAACAGAAAACUCAAACUUUGACCCAAUUGCAAGGUUGGCUCCUGUUGUUGAUUCUCAAGUCCGUUGUCUCCUUGAUGAAUGCAGCAUUGAUUUUAUCACAAAGUUUGAGGACCUUGCUGAUGUGAUAAAUAAUUCAUCAAGUAACGAUAGCAAACCUACAUGACGACUUCAUUUGUAUAAAUCUACCAUAAUAUCAUAUUGUAAUAUUUGCUACAGUCAUAUGGUAAAGAGAGAUAUAAUUUUUUCAUAAUUAAGGGGUUUUUAAUUUUAAUAUCUAAGUACUUUUCUACAUAAAGUUAUUCAAUUAUGUAUUUACAUUUGUAAUAUAAUUGUAUGUUAAUAUGUGAAAAUAUCUGUAGAUAAAAUAUUUGUAAAUUUUGAAGAGGCAAAAUCCUUUGCAGCUUUAUAAUUAGUUGAACUUUUUUAAAAAACAGAAUUUGUACAGAUUAUAAGUGAUGUGUAAAGGUGAUUUUGUAUUCUGCCUUUUCCGUGGAAUAUGUAUUUUUAAGUAGUAUUGAAAUAGCAUUCAAUUUUAUUGGCUGUACAUGUAGAUACUAUGCUUUAAAAUGCGACUUUCUUUUAAUGGUGUUAUUAAUAUAUAAUUCAGAUUUAAAAAAGAGUAUAUGAAAUGAGAGAGAGAAAGAAGCCAGUUUAUUUUUCAGUAUGGAGGGAUGGGCAUAAUGUUUGCCUGUAUUCUGAAACACUGAAAUGAGCCUUACUUGAAAACAAUGAAACUUACUGGGCAAUUUCAUUGCCCUAGGCGGCUACUUAGAGAUAUAUAAAGAAUUUGAGGGGGGGGGAUGGACUUCUCUCAAUAAUUAUUCUAUGUAUAUUACUUUUUUGUUUUAUCUAGGAGCAAAAUUUACAGAAAUGCAUCUCAGAAUUCUUGCCUGCUGGGCCAGUGUUUAAUUAAAAAGCUCUUAGUCGCAGAAUAGCACCAAUUCCUAUUAACAUCAAAAGUUUAAGCCACUGAAGAGCUUUAUCUCUACAGUAUGUUAAGAAUAGUUUGGAAAUAAUUUUAUUCGUCCAUAAAUCUGAAGUGUAUAUGUGAAUAUUUUUUAUAGUUAAAAUAUCUAAAUUUAUCCAUAUGACAUUCAAAUAUUCUCCUUCUUAGUUUUUUACCAUAUAUUAAUUGUUUUUUCUUACUUUCUUUAAUAUAUUUUGAUGCUUCAAAAAAUGUCUAAUUUGUAAUGUUACUGCAUUAAUUAAUUUGUAUGGUUAAUUCUAUAUAAUUUAUUUUUAAAAAGUGAAGUGAACUUAUGAGUGUGCUCAAGCUGAGAAUGAGAAAUUCAUAAAUAUGAGUCUCAAAAAGAAUUGCUCAAUAUUUUGAAGAACUUUUUUCAGUUCUAAUAAAAUUUUGUGUGGUUUUGAAUAAUUUUGAUCAGAAAUUUGUGUUUUAAUUAAUUUUUGAUCUUUCAAAUAGUUCAAAAGCGAAGUCUUUUUGUCCUUCCCUCCCCUUUCAUUUUCAAAAUGAAAAAUUUUAAAUGCUUAAAUAAUUUUGAAAAUGGCAAGUCCUUAUUCUUGUAGAAGUUUUACACAGUAGUAUAUACUUUAAAUUAACUUAAAUUUCCUGCAGAAUGAAUAAACGUGAGGAUUCCAUUAUUACUAUAAUGCUCUGUUGAAGGAACUAAAUUCUAAUUUCUUGCUGGCAGUAGUUAAUAUCCAUGAACCAUUAUACUAUCUUUUCACAUAAUAUUCUGAUUUUUUACCAGACUAAAUAAUUAAAAGUAUCAGUGAAUAUUAUUUACUCUUUUGUUUCUACUCACUAUGUAUAUUCAUCAUUGGGUGGAUGUUCUUGAAGCAUACAUGAACAUCGUAAAUGUAUAAGGUCAGAUUAUGUGCCAUUUUUAGAAUCUAAAUACUCAAUUUGAUCUAAAAAUUUUCAAACGUUGCUUUGAGAAUGAGCCUGAUACUGAUAAUGCAUUGAAACUUCACAUCAAUUUUUAAAAAUAAAAACCUAAAUUAUUUUUAUUUUAUUUGUUAUAUAUAAAAUUUAAAUUUAUGAAAAGUUGAAUAUUAAAAGUAGAAGACGCUUUUAACUAAAGGUAACCACAUUUGGAAAUUUUUUUAAAAUAUGUUCUUUGAGACGAGGUAACUGGUUAUUUUGUUACCCAUAUGAUUUUAUAUUUGAAUAUUUUGCUUUUAUUCUCAUUGCUGUGCUUGCAUUGCAUUUUCUUUUUUUGUAAUUUUGUUUUUUAUACUUUUUUAUGGUUUUUAAUUACAUUUAUUGUUUAAUAUGUUUGUCUUUGUUCAUUAUGGUUUUAAACAGCAAUUAAUGUGUUAAAUAUUUUUUAUUUUUAUGAAUUCAAUUGUUGAAUUUCAAAAUAUAUCACCAUAAAAGAAAGCGUUAUGUUGUGCAUGCAAUUUUUUGAAACCACAAAUUGAAUAUCACCAGCAUCGACUGAGCCACUAUAUUAGCUAUUUCUUAAAAGAAUAUAUUAUUAUAAAGAAAGCAAUGCAUAAAUAGGUGACUAAUUCACAGUGCAUAUAAAAGCUGUAAGACGGAUUGUAUUGACAAAUUUUAAAUUUGAAGAUAGGAAUGGUAGGAAUAUAUUUUAAUAUUAUCAUAUUAAUUGAUCCAUAUCUACAAAUUGGACUGUGUUUCUUAUAAAGCAAUUCAAAGCAUAUUCCUACAGUAAAAUUAAUUAAUUAGGUGUAACAGUAAUCGUUUUCUUUUUUCUGGCUGUUCGAGGGGAGGGGGCGUUGCUAGGGCUUAUUUUAACAUUAGGUAUAUGUGCCAAAAAAUCCGUGUUACAAAAAAUUGGCUUGUUAACAGUUGUGACCAUUCGAAAAGGUUCCAUUGUAUAUAAUUUCAAAAAGAUAAAUUAUUAUAUUUUCUUCAUUUUAUAAAAAUAAAAUAUUUUGGUUUCACACUGGUAGUUUUGAAAAUGUUCAAAUAAAUUCAACAUAAAUACGUCAUUUGUUUUCCGAUUUCCCCCUCCCCUCUCUUUGUGUGGAAUAUAUUGUCUGAUGUAGCUUGAAGAAUCAGAAGCUAUUUUCUUUUCUGUAUUUGAGAGGGGGAAUAUUUUAAUUAUUUGUCUUACAUCUUUCUAUAAUUCUCAUAUAGCAAAUGUUUUUUUAUUAGUAAAUGAGCUCAGACAUCAAGGGUUUCACUUGAUGGCACGCGACACAAUAUUUUGGGCACAUCAUCGAUCUAAACGGUUUGCCUUUUAAUUCAAAAUAACAAAGUUUACUAUGAAGUAAUUCGAACAAACGCGUUUCAUAGCAAAUACGUCGAUAACAUUGUAAAUUAAUCUUUUGUCUAAACCGGGUACAAAAUCUUUUAGUAGAUGUGACGUUAAUUGAUUUGGUCAAUAUGAUUUUCAGGAUACAAAUAAAGUUAGAUACAAUUUAAAUAAGUAUUGUGAUCCUGGAAGGCAAAAUUCGACACCAAAUUUUGAUUUCAUAAAAUAAAUCAAUACUCUCGGUAACGUCCUUGCAGCACUUAAGAUCUUUAGUCAGUUUGUAAAUAUUGUCCUAAUAAUUUUUUUAACCUAUGAUGCUUUAUUAAUAUGUUAAAUCUCAAUUUUUUUUUUCCUAAUAAAGACACUUUUGAUUAUGGUUAGAUUUAUGUAGUCAUCUCUGCACGUUUAGUGAAACUCUUAAGUUCACAACAUUGCCUUAGAUUGCAUCAGUGUGCAAAAUAGCAUGAUAAUAUUUAAAUAUAUAUUAUUGAGAUUAAAACAAAGAAAAGAAAACUUAAGCAUUUUUCUUUUACAAAAUUACAAUCUGCUGUGUUAUGGCUUCAGAAACGUGGGUCUUUAUAAAGUUACACCCCUUGGACCGUCACUGUGUAGUUCAAGAAAUGAGCAGCUAAUUCGCAUAGGCUUAUUUUCCUAGCUGUUUUUUGUUACAAACUUAUGAUGAGAAUACAGCUCUAAAUUUUAUUUAAUAAGUGUUAACUUGAUAUUUUUUAAAAUUAUAUCAAAUUUUUUCCAUUGUUCUGUUAGAAUUAACUUAUUAUUAUCAAGGAAUAGGCAUUAACUAUUGAAAAGACGUUUUAAAUUUAAUAUGAAUGAAAUAUUUAUCAUUGAAUACAUUACCUUGCAUGAGAAGAUAAUAUUUUUGAACUUCUGAUCCCAUUUCUUUUUAUGUUCAUCUCUUUUCGCUACUUAUUGUCUCACUAUCAUUUUUAGAAUCCUCAAAGCAUUAAAUUUCUGAUUAUUUUGUAUUGAUUGUUUUUAUUAUAUUAAUAUUGAGCCCUGAUUUUUUUUAUAAGCAUACUAAAAGCUUCUUUUAUUUUUAAAAAAAAAUCCUUGUUAAUGUGUAUAUCAUCACGCAUUCUUUUAUGGUGAAAGAAAUGUGCUGCAAUAUUUUAUUAUACUAUUAUUAUUCACUGAUUAUUAUGAUUUUUGAUACAAAAGCCAUUUUUGACUAAACUGCACUACACAGAUUCGUAAUUCAAAUGCAGGUACUACUAAAAAUGUUUUUGAAAUGCAAAAAUCCCUAAAAAAUAUAUAACUUGCUAAAAACAUGAAUAAAAUAUUUAAUUGCUCAUUGUGAAAAAUGUAACAAUCAAAAAAUAAAGUUAAAAUAUGUUAAAUAUGAGUAAGAAACUGAAUACCUUUUUGAACAUUAAAAUUAUUUCAAUUGCGUUUUUCACCCAUCAAGUCUGACAAGGUUAGAGUUGAUAAAUAUUCUGUAAGAUUGUGUUUCACCAUUAAAUCAGCAUGACACGUAGAACACAUUGUUUCUCGCCGUUUCUCGCCAAAAAUGAGAUGCUUAUGAGUGAAACGAAUAUGCCCUAUACAGGGACGAAUCAGUUUCACAUGAAAUUUGGGAAGAAUAGGCCACAAACUAAUGGUAUGUUUGCCAGAUUGUAAUUGCAUGCAAAUCUUUCGGCAAAUUUUCUUGGCUCUUAUAUUGUUUCAAACCAUCGACUUUCAUGUUAAGAUUUCUUAACUUAAGGAAUAAAAAUAAAAAAAGAAAGAAAGAAAUUCAGGAGAGUUCUGGAGAAUUAUGACCCGUUUUAGAAAGUUUUCAUCUGCAUUUGAAUACAAUAAUUCCUCACUACCUAUGAUAUUGUUGAUGUUUUGCUCAUCAUUCAUGAGUUAAAGCACAGAUUUUGCUUCAAUACGAUACGUUUCGGUCAAAAUUGUGUAAGAUGAGUAUUUAUUGAUAUUAGAUUUUUAACAAUCUCGUUAACAUUUUAACGAUUAUUGAUUUGAUGAAUCAAAGAAAACACUUCCGUGACUCAAGCAUUUCCAUUUAACAUGGAUGACCGCCCAGUUUUCUGAUUAGUGUUACAGUAGCGAUUGUGUCAGCUUCUUGGAAAUCAUUGAGUAAAUAUCUUGAAUAAUUUAGAAGUUAGGAGGCUAAUAUUAAUCCACAAACAUAAUGCAUAUUUUAAAAUAGUUUCAAACAUUUUUUUUAGUUCAAAAUAAUAAUUAUUUACUACCUCAUUUCAUAAUAUAAUUAUUUUAUUUUUUCUUAGUUUUUGAAUGAUUGCUAAGUUUUAAUUUAUAUUUUGGAUUGGCAAGAAAUAGGAAUAAAUUCUGAAAAUUCUUUUACUUUUUUCUUUGCUAAUAACUGAAAAUUUAAUAUGAUCAGCAAAACAUUUUUAUGUAGAAAAUGGCUUUCACUUAACUCUUCCCUUAAAUUAUUAGAAUAAUCCAUAGCAUCCAUAUCAACAGGCAUUGAGUGUCUUAUCCAACUAUCUCCAGGAAAGAAAAGGUUAUGGGAAGUUAAGAAGCAAGUUAAAGUUUUUGUCGAAUGUAUGCAAAAUUUGCCAAUCUCAUUGCUUUUAUUUUUGAAAUGUAAGAAAAAUAAAGUUAUUGGUUGACUGUACCGAUCAUAAAACAAUGACAAAUUGAAAUAAUGUUAUCAAAAUAAAUGAAUAAACUACAAGUACAAAUUUAGUAUUAAUACUGCACAACAGGGUUGAAGGUAUGAACAUGUUAUUACUCUAAUUUAGUUUUCUUUUCUAAGAGAUCUUUUAUUUCUGAUAAAUUCGUAACCUUAUUAAAAUAUCUUAAGAUGCUGGAAGUGAAGGAAAUAUGAAUAAAAUAUUUUAAUCUGUAUACAUGUUUGUUAUCUGUCUCACUCUUGCAGCUCAUACAUAAAUGUUUUACAUGAUAAUUCCAAAAUAUAAAUGGAAUCUAAACAAAUUGCUAAUGACCACCAACCUUAAUUUUUGUUUUCCUAACAUAACACAAUUUGAUGUUAAUAUUAAUUUCUUAUAGUUGGUUUCACUUCUCUGCUGACCAUUUAUUAAACAGUUAUCUUGAAUAAGUUUUUAUAUGGAAUAUUUGAAUGUGCAAUACGUUUUUUGUUUGUUUGUUUUUGUUUGUGCAUUUUUUGCAACUUAAAUAAGUUGCUGGAAAAUAUUUAAAUAAUUGUUUGUGCAACCCAAUGUAUUAAUUGUGAAUUUCUAUCUUAGUGGUUAUAUAAUAUAACAGUAUAUUUAUUUGCAUAUGUUCAUAUUUUAUGUUAUGUACAAAUAUGUAAAACUGUACCGAUUUUUAUGCAUGUGGUGCCAUAAUUAUUUUUAUAGGUACUACUGGCUAAAUAUGAAUUUAAUUUUGAAAGCUAUGAAUAUAAAAUUUAUGAAAGUAGAUAUUUUAUGCAUAGUUUUUGUUUGGCUGUGUAGUGUUAAAAAAUUUGGUACAUUUUAUUUAAUUUGUUUUUCUUGUUUACCUGUAUCAUAUGUUAUUGAGAGUGAAGUGUUUAUAGUAAUGUUGUUACGUGUAACUUCCUUCGAUAUAUUGAACUUUCUCUGAAAAGCAAUAAUUUUCCAGAAUAUUGUCCAAUGUUUUCCUGCAUUAUGAAAAGGGUUUAGCAAUACUGAAACUAUGAGAGGGAAAUGGUUAACAAUAUUUAUUUGUAAUGUUUUAUCGUUUUUUAAUGUAUUUUAAAUAUGGUUAUGCAAAUAAUUUGCAAUCUAGAAAAAAAUAGUUUCAAUUUCGUGUUGCUAUUAAAUACAAAUGAACUGUUCCAAAAUUUGAGCUUAUGUUAAUUUUAUUUCUCUACCUGCUUUUUGAUAGUCUAAUUGCUGCGAGAUUAUUUGAUUGCUUGAUAUUAAAAUAAUAUUUUUAUUGCUAAAAUUAGUUUUAAAUGAUUUGUGUAAGACUAAAUCAUAAAAAAUAGUAAGAAAAUGAAAACAACUUAUAGCAAAUUCUUUUAAAUGGCUAUCUUAGUUUGGCUUGUUCUGCAUUCUUAAUUUAAAUCUAUGUAUCGAGUGAGAAAAAAAGCAAGCACAAAUAACAUUUAACUUAUUAAUUAAGCUUUUGAGUAAUUUUUUUAGAACAAAAGUGACUGGUUUGUUUAGUCUUAAAAUUUUUUGAAAGCCGACAAUCAUAUCAAUUAAUGCGAUUUUUAUCAUUGUUUUAACUUAUCUUUUUAUUUAAA
This is a messenger RNA of Argiope bruennichi, 10990 nucleotides long. It is a transcript of the gene crm, whose product is annotated as protein cramped-like. NCBI's taxonomy places the organism in Eukaryota, Metazoa, Arthropoda, Arachnida, Araneae, Araneidae. The coding region runs from base 471 to 3806 and encodes 1111 amino acids. Gene Ontology annotation, biological process: pattern specification process. The transcript has 18 exons. Gene Ontology annotation, cellular component: nucleus. Gene Ontology annotation, molecular function: chromatin binding. The record is from RefSeq and is a predicted model, not a curated record.